GGGGGGUUUCUUUUUCAGAUGGUGUUUGGACUGCUUUCGCACGCGACUUCGGUGCUCAUCGGAGCUCUGUAUCCGGCUUUCAAGACGUUCAAAGUGAUACGUGACGGCCACUACAACGAAAUGUUUGUUGCACCACUUUUGACUUCAUAUGAGCACGAUAUUGAUGAUAUGCUGGAUAAUAUGAGGUACUCGGUGCAGCGGCGCUUUUCUGCACUUGGAAAUGGGGCGCUCGAUAGGUAA
Molecule: messenger RNA, 240 nt
Organism: Gongylonema pulchrum
Lineage: Eukaryota; Metazoa; Nematoda; Chromadorea; Rhabditida; Gongylonematidae
Source: the annotation of a GenBank genome assembly